This is a messenger RNA of Melanotaenia boesemani (Boeseman's rainbowfish), 2898 nucleotides long. RefSeq names its product highly divergent homeobox (gene hdx). Bases 289 to 2649 code for a protein of 786 amino acids. The record is from RefSeq and is a predicted model, not a curated record. Gene Ontology annotation, biological process: regulation of transcription by RNA polymerase II. NCBI's taxonomy places the organism in Eukaryota, Metazoa, Chordata, Actinopteri, Atheriniformes, Melanotaeniidae. The transcript is spliced from 12 exons. Gene Ontology annotation, molecular function: DNA-binding transcription factor activity, RNA polymerase II-specific; RNA polymerase II cis-regulatory region sequence-specific DNA binding.
UGCGUACACGUCACAAUCAUGAUUAGAAUUGAUGAUCGGACAUUCUGAUUUCAUUGUCUAGCAAAGGGGACUGGUGAAGAAAUCUGCUGAUUUGGAACGUUCGUCUGAUUUUGACAUCAAAAAUGGGUUUAUCUGUAAACCAAGUUUCCCAUCAGGGACAAUAAGCAAAUGACUGGACUGUUUAACUGAGAAUCACAUGACCGUGUAGUGUGCCAGACACACUGAGACAAAAUGAGCACAUCCAAAACAGUGCUGUCGUAGAAAUAUGGAGGUGUUGCUGUGAUCUGCAUGGCUGCCCCGUUCCCCUCCAGUAGCAGAAUGGAUGCGUGGCCACAAAGACGUGGCCUGCAGACAAUGAACCUGCGGUCAGUGUUUACAGCUGAACAGCAGAGGAUCCUGGAACGUUACUAUGAGAAUGGGAUGACCAAUCAGAGCAAGGCUUGCUUCCAGCUAAUACUGCAAUGUGCUCAGGAGGCCAAACUGGACUUCAGCGUUGUCCGGACAUGGGUUGGCAACAAAAGACGCAAGCUUGCCUCCAAAGCUGACCAAAAUGGAAGCGCAUCUCAUUCCUUAUCUAGUCACGGAAUAGUCGGAGGGCUACUCUCCAAUCACACAUUAGCUGGAGGUGCGCUGUCCAAUCACAGCCUGGCGUCAGGGGCGCUACUUCCUGCUGAUGUGGCUGCUGCACGAACCAUCCAGAACCGUGUGCACCUUCUCCCUCCAUCCUCAUCCUUCCCAUCUUUCUCGUCAGCAUCUUCCUCCCCUUCAUCUUCCUCUCCGCUCAGCAGCGGAAGCAACAACAACAACAACAAUAAUGAUGUGAUACUGACCGGGAUCUACUCUCUGAACUCCGUCCCUCGCCCCAGACCAAGACCCACAGCCCCCUUGUCCCAGUCAGACUCAGAGCUUUCAGUCCAGACAUCGUCUUCAUCUCGGAUCAACCAGGAGCUGCAGGGUAGGAACACUUCCACGUCCUCAUCCGUCCACUCCAAAUUAGUGUCCCUCACUCAGAAUCUCCCAUCCCUCACAUCUGCCUCAGGACCUUUAGUCUACACUGCAGUCAGGAAGGGCACUUUAUCCAUUGGGGAGGGGGGAGUAAGUGCAGGGGCAGGGGUAGUACCUCACAGCUGGACUAGACAGUAUGGUACAGCGCAAACUCGGCCUUGGCCCUCUUCCUCACAACCCCAGGCUCAGCUUCAGUCCAGACCUCACUCCAACCCUCAACCUCAACCGCCUGCUCCACAAAAGCCUCGGGCCUCCCUCCCUGUCCAGAACUGCACCCCCUCCUCUGAACAAACACCUCGCAUUCAGCAAGUCUUCACUUUGACAGAAAAGGGCGAGGAGGAGCAACUCAGAUCCAGACAAGCUCCUGCUCGUAGAAGCCAAGAGACCCACAGAUCAGCACCUCUGGGCACCAUUCACAAUUUCUCAAUUGCCAUGGAAACUGGAGACGAAGAAGAUGAGUGGCAAAGGGAAGAGGAGUUGGCAAAUAUGGCCGCCCAAACACACAUCCACAGGGAGCAGACAGCCAGCCCGGCCGGGGCCGAGGUGUCAGGGGUGAGGGGAAGCCGCAGUCCUCCGAUGACUGGCUCCAGACCUGCAUUGCUCCACAGCAAUGCAACACUUCAGGGCAGCUACUCGCUUACAGCUCAGACCUCACUCAUAGGGGAGCCCAGUUCUCAGACUUCACUUGCCGUAUCUGCAGCCCCCUGGGUUAUCAGCAACUCCAGGAAAAGAACACUGCAGGAUCGGACUCAGUUCAGUGAUGGGGAUCUCGUCCAACUGAAGCGCUACUGGGACCGGGGCAUGACCAGCCUGGGCUCAGUAUGCAGAGAGAAGAUCACUGCUGCAGCCAACCAACUCAACGUAGACACUGAAAUAGUCAAGACAUGGAUCAGCAACAGACGCAGGAAGUACCGUCUGAUGGGUAUUGAAAUCCCUCCUCCUAAAGGUGGACCUGCUGUAUUCACUAACACAUCCCCAGGAAACGAGUCUCCGGUGGGCCUCAGCCCUGACGGGGAGCGGCUCAGAACGCCUGAACUGGGGGAUGAAUUGAAUGACGGGGGAUCUGUGUGCCUGUCUGAGGAUGGGACCAUCGAUUCACAACAGAGAGAUGGAGAUGAUGGAACAGAUGUGUCCACUGCUGCUCCACUGGCCAAUAAUGUGAAGAUUGAAGUCAUUGAUGAGGAUGAAGAGGCUUAUUAUGAUGAUGACGAUGGUGAAUUGGUGGCUUCAGACCUAGAGCAAAUGCAGAGCCUGUUGGAAUUCAAGCAUGAGGAAGUGCAGUUCUUAGAGAAUGAGCUAGAGAACCAAAAACAAAAAUACCAGGAUCUCGCAAAUUUCACAAAGAGCCUGCUCAGUGCUGUGAGGAAUAAUGACCGGGAGAGACAGCAGGAACUCUUGGCUAGUCUACCUCAGCCAUCAGACCAGGACUGGGACGUGACCAUGGAGAGAGGAGCCCAGGUGUUCGCAUCGCCCAACUACGCCGACCCACUGACAGACGGCAUGGGCUCCAUAGAUCCUUCACAGGCCCAAGCGAAGGAAGAAUUCCUGCUGGUCACUGUGAACAAAGGUGACACAGCGACUGAGGUUACUGAGCCCUCUGCAUCAGAGGAGCAGCUGCAGGAAGCAGCAUCAGAACAAAAGUGACUGUCUACAACAGCGAACAAACACACUCUUACAGAUGUUUUCACACUCCACUCAGAGGCAGAUUUUACACGAGACUGUGAGGUCUAACAGUUACACAAUCACUCUGGUAAAUUCGUACUCCAUGCACAGUGCCUGUGGAUUGAUGCUUCACUAUGACUGUUGGGAUUGAUGGAUGCCUUUUUUUUUACUGCAUAUCAUUCGCCUUGCUCUGGUCCAGUCCAGAGAAACAAUAAAUGACCUCUAACUUAA